Colletes gigas is the source of this 1242-nucleotide messenger RNA. RefSeq names its product U6 snRNA-associated Sm-like protein LSm4. Gene Ontology annotation, cellular component: spliceosomal tri-snRNP complex; U6 snRNP; P-body. Gene Ontology annotation, biological process: mRNA splicing, via spliceosome; P-body assembly; nuclear-transcribed mRNA catabolic process. The coding region runs from base 176 to 586 and encodes 136 amino acids. The record is from RefSeq and is a predicted model, not a curated record. Lineage: Eukaryota; Metazoa; Arthropoda; Insecta; Hymenoptera; Colletidae. The transcript has 5 exons. Gene Ontology annotation, molecular function: U6 snRNA binding.
UCGUUACUAGUGACGCCGUCGAUGCACUCAAUUAUGACAAAUCUGGCCACACUGUUCUGGCCUGCGCAGUUUGGUGACAUUGGCUGUUGGAUACCCUGGUUAUAGAAGUUUCUUCAAAGCGUUUGUUUUGAUGUGCUUGUCGGUGUUUGAAUAAACGCGAUAUUGAUACAAAAAAAUGUUACCUUUAUCGUUAUUAAGAACAGCACAAAAUCAUCCUAUGCUUGUCGAGCUCAAAAAUGGCGAAACGUACAAUGGACAUUUAGUUAGCUGUGAUAGUUGGAUGAAUAUAAAUCUUAGAGAGGUUAUAUGCACGUCCAGGGAUGGCGAUAAAUUUUGGAGAAUGCCAGAAUGUUACAUUCGAGGUAGUACAAUUAAAUAUUUAAGAAUACCUGACGAAGUUAUAGACAUGGUAAAGGAAGAUGUGCAAAUGAAAUCAAGGGGCCGAGGUGAAAUGAAAGGAAGAGGACAAGGCCAAAGGGGACGCGGUAGUGGAAGAGGUACCUUUGGUCGUGGAGGAAGAGGUCCUGCGCCUCUUGGUCGUGGCGGUGCUAACCAGGGGUUUCUAUAUCCACAAAAUUGGAUAUAGAACAAAUUUCAAAAUAAACCAAGGAUCGAAUAAAAUUAUAUUUGCGUUAACAUUUUAGUCCAAUACAAUUGUUUCUUGAUCUUUUUUUAUAUCUUACUUUUUAAGGUUUUCACUUAUAGUUUUAAGACAGAAAUUUGAAAAAUAAUGUAAAAUAUAACAAUACUUAUUGCGUACUACAAUGUUAUUUUUUCAACUUAACAAUUUAGUAUUAUAGUUAUGUGAUUAUAUACUGUUUGUCCGCGAAAAGUUCUAGUUCACAGUCCUCGACCAAUAACGAUAACGCAUGCAAUGAAAGUGAACCUAACCUUAUUGCAGAUGAGCUGCAUAAAUGUACCAUAGAGAGAUGACUUGUUGGCUAGGCACCGACAAAUUGAACAGCACAAGGUCAAGGAGAGUAGGUUUUCGCGUCGCUUAAUUCCCACGAGAAAACACUGGAGAUAUAUCUUUGUUCUAUUCAUUAGUAUUCUGAGCGAACGAUUACGCCAUGUCGUUCACGUCUAUCGUCACGCGAUUGUGUUGCGAGCGACUCAGCCAAUGACAAUGCGUGUAAGAACAGGCGUCGUUACUACGCUACGGCCAAUCGGCGUGCCUAGUUAAAACUCGUCUCUCUUAUGAUAUUACGAUGAGUAAGUAGAGACUACGUGAAAAUUAAAGCA